UUGGGGAACUAAAGGUCCUGCAGUUCGCGCAAAUAAUGCCAUUUUUGUGCAAGAUGAAACGGGAAUUAUUAAAGCACAAGUUACAGUCCCUGAUGAGAAUAUUGUUAGACGAGCACAUAAUGAAGCUUAUAAUGAAAUACGUAGAAAAGAGUAUGAGGUAAAGCGAAAGAGCAGAAAAGACAAACAAGAAGAUUCUCAAAAAGCUUUUCGAACAUUGGUUUUGUUUUUAUGGAUUUUUACCAAUGCUUUAUUAAUAAUUGCUAUCAGAGGUGAUAUUUUGGAGCAAAUUAUGUAUAGAGAAACACCUCAUGAAGAAAUACCUCAUGAAGGAACACAUGAAAUACCUCAUGAAAGGGUACAUGAAGUAAAUCAAGAUUCAAGAUUUAAAGCUUAUGUGAUAUUUAUUUUCUGGUCUGUCACUGGACUAACCGCUUUUAGAUUUUUGGGCGUCAAGAAGUCGAAUCUUGUUAUGGGAAUAGUUUCAAUAAGUUCAUUGAGGCAAGGCGUCGUUGUUAUUUAUCUCAGGCGUUUAGCAUCAUUGAGGGAUCAAGGAAUCGGCGUUGAAAAGGAUAAAUCCACAGUGGAAGGAAACACCGAUAGUUACCUUGAGUAA
Molecule: messenger RNA, 613 nt
Organism: Ambispora leptoticha
Lineage: Eukaryota; Fungi; Glomeromycota; Glomeromycetes; Archaeosporales; Ambisporaceae
Source: the annotation of a GenBank genome assembly